This is a messenger RNA of Babesia sp. Xinjiang, 1389 nucleotides long. RefSeq names its product Actin-related protein 4. Gene Ontology annotation, molecular function: chromatin binding. Bases 1 to 1389 code for a protein of 462 amino acids. The record is from RefSeq and is a predicted model, not a curated record. The transcript is spliced from 2 exons. Gene Ontology annotation, cellular component: NuA4 histone acetyltransferase complex; SWI/SNF complex. NCBI's taxonomy places the organism in Eukaryota, Apicomplexa, Aconoidasida, Piroplasmida, Babesiidae. Gene Ontology annotation, biological process: regulation of transcription by RNA polymerase II.
AUGGCUACGAAACCGUUCAUCGUGGAUUUCGGUACAGUCAGCUUAAAGGUGGGACGGGCUGGAGAGAAGAUUCCGUCAUUUGUGGCCCCUCCUUUGUUCGGUAAACCUACAUUGAGAAACCAUGAAACCGAGGCCUGUGAUUUUUCAGGUGGGAAUGACAGUAACUGGUUGGACUAUGCUAUCUUUCCACUCAACCCUAAGGAAAAGCACGACAACACGCUGCCUGUUGCUGCCGUAACCUAUGAGAAUGGUAAAUACAAGAUAAGUCACGACGUGAUGGAUAAGUUGCUUGAGUUUGCUACUAGUUCCAAAGGCGUGGAUGACAUAAUGGAGGGCGGCACAGUGAUAGCAACCGAGCCUACUGUUCACACACCAGAAUUCCGUCACACAAUGGCGGAGAUACUGGUGGAGUCACAGCGUGUCGAUAAGUUUUAUCUGUGCAAGAGAGCCUCCCUCUGUUGUUACGCCAGUGGUCGGGGCAGCAGCAUGGUGGUAGACGUCGGUGGUGCCUGCAGCAAUGUUGCAGUGGUUUCUGAGGGUUUCGUUUUACAGGAAGCGACAAAUGAGGAACCUAUGGGUGGCACUCUGUUAGAUCGCAUAUUCCUUGCCUACCUUAACCAGAACAGUACUACUAUCCGUCCAUCCUUUGAGUACGUGAAGGCCCCGAAAGCAGAAGAAAACGGGGGUAACAAAUCACAAAAAACGAACAAUGAAAUGCGAUCAGUUGGUUUGCGUAAACUUCCGUACGUACGAAAGGAAUACUACGAGUAUGCACGACUUUAUGCUACAUCUAGGGUAAAGGAGACGUGUUGCGUGAUUGGUGAGAAGCUAAAUGUGGAGGCGCAACCCAGCAAUUCAUGUUUCGCAUUGCCUGAUGGCAGUUAUCUGGAUGUUGAUAUGGGUAAGGAUUUAUGUGGAAUAUUUUGUCGUUGCCUGUUCAAUGAACCUGAGUAUCUACAAGAUGCUAAGAAGUUCAAGGCCCUGGAAUCGCAAGAGUUCCCUAUGGGAGUGGGUGAUGGAGGUACAUCUCUGGGCCAGUAUUUCGGCAGAUACUGUGGACUUGACGGAUUGUUGGCGAAAUCAUACGAGACUGCAAGCCAAAUGGAUUCCACUGCUUGUAUUCCAGACGCAUUGUCUACGGUGAUCCUGUCAGGUGGUACAACCAGACACUCCGCAGUGCUCCCGUUGUUGCAGAAACGCUUCAAUGAUCGUAUGCCAGGUGUUGAAGAACCCUCGUACAUGGCUGUUGGCGGUGAGGAGCAGCAAUAUAGCAGUUUUAUUGGAGCUUCAAUCCUGUCGUCGCUGGGUAUCUUUGAGUCGCUGUGCAUAUCACGUGAAGACUGCCAGGAGCACGGGCUUGAAAGGAUCCUCCAACGCAAGUGUCCUUGA